AUGGCGCCCGUCGCCACCGCAGACUCGGCAACUGGCCCAUCCCCCUCGCCACUGUCCGCCGUCCCCGUCCACGCCGCAGUCGAUCCGCCCAAACCCACCCCGCUCACCCGCUUCGACUACCACGCCUCUCCCUACUGGAACUCGCAAUGCCCCCUCAUCAUCGACAACGGCUCCUCGGAGCUCCGCGCAGGCUUCUGCCACGCAGAUCCCUCGGCCGCAGCAGACGUCAUUGCACGCGGUCCGCCCUAUCACUACGACAACCUCGUCUCAAAGGUGCGCGACCGCAAAAAGAACCUCACCCUCCUCCUCGCCGGAAACGACGUCUACGCAGACGGCCUCACCCGCGGCGCAAUCCGCAGCCCCUUUGACAACGACGUCGUCUGCGGCUGGGACGCAAUGGAGACCAUGCUCGACUAUACCUUUGCCAACCUCGGCAUCGACACCGAACGCGUCCAACACCCCAUCUGCAUGACAGAGACCCUCUGCAACCCGGCCUACAGCAGGAGCAUCAUGAACGAGCUCAUGUUCGAGGCCUACGACGUUCCCUACGUAAACUACGGCCUCGACUGCCUCUUCAGCGCCUACCAGAACGGCGUCGGCGACGAUGCGCUCGUCGUGUCCAGCGGCCACAACAGCACCGUCGUCGUACCCAUGGUCGCUGCAAAGGGCGUCCUCACAAAUGCAAAGAGGCUGAGCUGGGGCGGCGCCCAGGCCACCGACCUCCUCUUCCGCCUGACGCAGCUCAAGUACCCCGGCUUCCCAACCCGGGUCACUGCGUGGCAGGCCCGCGACAUGCUCGAGGAGCUCUGCUACGUCUCGACCGACUAUGCCGCCGACAUCCGAGGCAUGGAGAUGAUGCCCUCGGCCUUUGGCCCAACGUCGUCCGACCCGAGCGCCUCAACCUCGUCUUGGACCGCCAUGGAAAAGGCCGACGUUGUCGUCCAAUUCCCCUACCUCGACGCCGUCCCCGCGCAAAAGUCCCAGGAGGAGCUCGACGCGCAGGCGGAGCGGCGAAAAGCCGCCGGGCGGCGCCUGCUGGAGCAGACGCGCAAGAUGCGCCUCGAAAAGAUGCUGCAGAAGGAAAACGACCUCAAGUACUACACGCAGCUCAAGGAGUGGAAGGGCAAGGAGCGCAAGGCCGAGUACAUGAAGCGCCUCGAGUCCGAAGGCUUCAGCAGCGAGCAGGAGCUCGAGGCCACAAUGAAGAAGAUGGAGGCUGCGCUCAAGCGGUCGCGCGCAAAGGAGCUCGGUGAGGAGCUCGAGGAGGAGAAGCAGGAGGAGCCCACCUUUCCCCUUGUCGACGUGCCCGACGCCGAUCUGGACGAGGAGGGGGUCAAGGAGAAGCGGCGGCAGCGGCUGAUGAAGGCCGGCCACGACGCGCGCCUGCGCGCCAAAGCAGAAAAGGCUGAAGAGAAACGGCUGCGAGACCUCGAGAUCCAGCGCGACGAAGACGAGCGUAUCAACGACCCCAAGGCGUGGAGCGCGAGGAUGCGCAAGGACUACGACGACGCCAUCGACCGCAUCAAGGAGCGCAAGCGGCUCAAAGAGAUGCUGUCGGACCGCAAGUCGCUGGCGGCCCAGCAGCGCAUGAAGAACAUCACCGCACUCGCCUCGGACUCACCCGGCGGCAGCGGCGCCAACACGCCCGGCGGAAGCGCACGCAAGCGCAAGCGCGGCGGCGACGAGGACACAUUCGGAGCCGACGACGACGACUGGGCCAUCUACCGCGAGAUCCAAAACGCCGACGAUUCGGAAGAGGAGGAAGACUCGUUUGCCCAGCUGGCGGCCAUCGAGCAGCGGCUGCUCCAGUCUGACCCAACGUUCACCGUCGAGGAGACGUACGCGGCGCGGUUGGCGCGCAAGAACCGGCUCACAUUGACCUUCUUCAACGGUCCGGGCGGCGGGGACGAGGCAGCCAUCGGUUCAGACCUCCAGGCCCAGGCGGCGGCGGCGGCAGCGGGGGCGGGGGCGGGAGCGGGGGGCAAAAAGGGAGCACAGGACAAGGAUGCGGCGGACAAGAACGAGUCGGACCCGGAGACGAUCAAGCGGGCACACCAGCUGCACCUCAACGUCGAGCGGAUCCGCGUGCCCGAGGUGCUCUGGCAGCCGGGCAUCGCCGGCGUCGACCAGGCGGGACUCGACGAGAUCUGCGCCCACGUCCUCAACGGCUUCGAAGUCGACACGCGCGCCAAACUCAUGAAGAACAUCUUCUAUACGGGCCGACACACCCUCUACCCCAACUUUGGCGCGCGCCUCAGCUCGUCGAUCCGCGCCACCCAGCCCGCCUCGCUGCCCAUCUACGUGCGCCCCGCCAAAGACGCCCGCUUCGACGCCUGGCGCGGCAUGGCGCGCUGGUGCUCGACCCAAAACGACGCCUUCCGCUCCACGGCCAUCUCGAAGCGCGACUACGAGGAAAAGGGCCACGACUACUUUAUCGAGCACCCCUUCAGCGCCAACUGGUCGGCCUGA
Messenger RNA from Pseudozyma flocculosa PF-1, 2469 nucleotides. RefSeq lists its product as uncharacterized. The transcript is spliced from 3 exons. The record is from RefSeq and is a predicted model, not a curated record. The coding region runs from base 1 to 2469 and encodes 822 amino acids. Gene Ontology annotation, biological process: regulation of DNA-templated transcription. Lineage: Eukaryota; Fungi; Basidiomycota; Ustilaginomycetes; Ustilaginales; Ustilaginaceae. Gene Ontology annotation, cellular component: Ino80 complex; cytoplasm.